This is a messenger RNA of Rubroshorea leprosula, 1806 nucleotides long. Lineage: Eukaryota; Viridiplantae; Streptophyta; Magnoliopsida; Malvales; Dipterocarpaceae. The record is from the annotation of a GenBank genome assembly.
UUUUAGCUGAUUUCCCUUAAAUAAAAAGAAAAACACCAAUAUGGUAAACAAAAUACUAAAAAAAUCAGGGAAAGGAGGCGGAGUUGUAGCACAGUAUGCUCGGCGAUGGAAGCAAGGCGGUGGCCGAUUCCGAUGUUCUUUCCAUCUGAUUCAGAUUCUCAUUCUCCGUCUCCUCGUUUGACUUCAUUAUUUGUUCACCUCGAAAUCAUCAAAACCCCUCUAUUUCUUUGAAUUUCUCCUAACAAAUCACUUCAUUAGUUCAUUAUUGCUUCCAUCCACAAUGCGAAAUUUCCAGCUUCAGUUCAAAAAUUCCCUUCCUCUCGAGAAACCCAACAAUCAAUUUUGCAUUAGUUCAAGUUCAAAUUCAAAUUUGUUUUUUUGCGGCGGUUUGUUCAUCGAGCCGAAUGCUCCCUCUUCUUUUCUCGAAUACUUUUCCGGGGGAAAUUCGUCCGCUGCCAAAAGGGUACGUUUUGAGGGAGAAAAGCGUGCGGUAGUGCCGGGUAAUGCCGUGUUUUUGUCGGUGAGCUUGGGGAACGACGAGCUUGUUCAGCAGCAACCGAAGGUUUGCAUUGUUAAAAAUGCGGAAAAAGAAAAGAGCGAUGAAAAAGCGGUCGUGGAUAGAAGAAGGGUUCUGGUUACGCGGCGGGGUGCAGUAAAUACUACUAAGCAUUUGUGGGCUGGCGCCAUUGCAGCUAUGGUUUCAAGAACAUGCGUUGCUCCCCUUGAGAGGUUGAAGCUAGAAUACAUACUCCGUGGUGAACAGAAGAACAUAUUUGAGCUUAUUAAGAAAAUUGCAACCACACAAGGAUUGAAAGGAUUUUGGAGGGGGAACCUAGUUAACGUUCUCCGCACAGCUCCAUUUAAGGCGGUGAAUUUUUGUGCUUAUGAUACAUACAGAAAGCAGUUGCUCAGAUUCUCUGGAAAUGAGGAUACCACUAAUUUUGAGAGGUUUAUUGCCGGUGCUGCAGCAGGAAUUACAGCUACUGCACUCUGCAUACCACUUGACACUAUAAGAACUAAGAUAUUGGCACCUGGUGGAGAAGCCUUAGGUGGUGUAGUUGGUGCAUUUCACCAUAUGAUCCAAACUGAAGGAUUCUUUUCCCUCUAUAGAGGGCUAGUACCUUCUAUUAUAAGCAUGGCACCUUCAGGUGCAGUGUUCUAUGGCGUGUAUGACAUACUGAAAUCAGCUUAUCUGCACUCGCCUGAAGGUAGGAAAAGAAUUCAGAACUUGAGCAAGCAGGGGCAGGAACUCAAUGCUUUGGACCAGCUGGAGUUGGGACCAAUCCGGACAUUAAUAUAUGGGGCAAUUGCAGGUGCUUGUGCAGAAGCUGCUACUUACCCAUUUGAAGUAGUGAGAAGACAGCUUCAGUUGCAAGUAAAGGGAACCAAAAUGGGUGCACUGGCAACUUGUGUCAGGAUUGUUGAGCAUGGAGGAAUUCCAGCUCUUUAUGCAGGGCUUAUUCCCAGCUUACUACAAGUCCUCCCUUCUGCUUCAAUAAGUUUCUUCGUUUAUGAGUUUAUGAAGAUUGUCUUCAAAGUGGAAUGAAGGAAGAAAAUGGAUCUACAAUUAAAGAGGAUAGUCAAAGGUUGAAUACUCACAGAUGAGCACACGUAGCAUUUCUGAAUGAUAAAAUUGAUCAUUGAUUGUUCACAUGUUAACAGGUAAUGUUCCCUACAUGACUUUUUGCCUUGAUAGGAAAUGAAAGAAAUUUGUCGACAAGAUUUAAUCACCCUUUCUUGGGUAAAUUUAAUACUCCAUGACUGACGGUAUUUUGAUUUGCAUACUUAAACUUGAUUUUACUGUCC